Messenger RNA from [Candida] anglica, 1423 nucleotides. Lineage: Eukaryota; Fungi; Ascomycota; Pichiomycetes; Serinales; Debaryomycetaceae. The record is from the annotation of a GenBank genome assembly.
CAAUACAAAAUCCACUCAUAAAAUGGCCAGAUCUACCACUAGGGGUCGUGCUACGCGUGCCCUGGCCAUACAGGAAAGUCCUGGAAGAACCAGAACGUCGAGAAGAACCCAGAGCAUUGUGGACGAGGAUGAUGAAGAAGAACCAGUCGCGCCUGUCGAACAGGACGAUUUCGAAGAAGCAGAUGAAGAACAAACGAAAAAGAGGAAAGCCGAGGAGCUGGAUGGCGACGUAGAAGUCGGCCAUGAAGAUGCCGAGGACGAGGACGACGAGGAUGAAGACGACGAGGAGGAAGACGAAGAGGAAGAAGAGGAGGAGGAAGACGACUUGACGGUUGAUGUGGUUGACCUGAAUGGACAACAAAAGACUACCGAAGAACCUAAGGAUAAACAAGUUCGUAAGAUCCCAAAGAAGAGAGGUCGUAAGCGGAUCAAGUUGAUUCUUGGAGAAGAUGGGUACAUGGAUGAAGACGGGAACACCCUCAACGUGAAUAAUGACGAGAUUGUGUUUGAAGAUGAAGAUCCCAAGGGGUUGGAGAAGGUGGAUGCCAAUGGGAAUCUUUCCGGGGGAAGACACUACCGGAUGAAGACCUUCACUCUUUUGGGCAAGGGUGACCAAUUGUACAUGGUUUCCACCGAGCCGGCUCGUUUGGUUGGGUUCCGUGACUCUUAUCUUCUUUUCAAGACUCACAAGUCCUUGUUCAAGAAGGUGUGUACCCACGAGGAAAAAAUGGACUUGAUCAAUAGACACAUCAUCCCCAACUCUUACAAGGGUAGAUCCGUGAACUUGGUCACCGCACGGUCCAUUUACCGUGAGUUUGGUGCACGGAUCAUCCAUGAUGGUCGUAAGGUCACCGAUGAUUUCUGGGAACAAAGAGCCAGAGACAACGGGGACGUCGAGGGUGAAUACGCGGACCCAGCAGAGUUGUACAUCAAUAGACUCAUGCCUGGCGGCUUACAGGGUCCUGGCGGUGAAGGCGGUGCCCUUGGUAGCGGUACCCCGAACGGGAACUCGGUUGCCGGAGCCACUGCAUUGAUCAAGUACCAGACCGACCCCUCCUGGAUGUACCAGAUGGUCUUACAGACGAUAGCGUACAACCGUAAGCUCCAGGAUGAUAGACUGGCCACGUUCAGAGGGUUAACCGACGUUUACACUGGAUUGAACUUUUUCCCCACAAUCACCCAGGCCUCCAAUGCCAAGAUGGUUAAGUUGGCCAAUGGAAAUGCUGAUGACGAUUCGAUCGUGACAGACACCGUCUUCUACAACCGCGAUAUUAGAAGAAAGGCAACCGGAUUGAAGAACGUGCCCGCCGAUAUCUUUGCAGAAUUGGAAGACCCAGAGAUCAAACGGGCCAUUUUGGAACAACAAGCUUUUGAAAAAGGGUUGUAAUAUCCCAGAGGAUGUGUACAUUAGGAAAUUUGUAGA